Zasmidium cellare ATCC 36951 is the source of this 552-nucleotide messenger RNA. RefSeq lists its product as uncharacterized. The record is from RefSeq and is a predicted model, not a curated record. Lineage: Eukaryota; Fungi; Ascomycota; Dothideomycetes; Mycosphaerellales; Mycosphaerellaceae. Gene Ontology annotation, molecular function: S-(hydroxymethyl)glutathione synthase activity; zinc ion binding. The coding region runs from base 1 to 552 and encodes 183 amino acids. The transcript has a single exon. Gene Ontology annotation, biological process: formaldehyde catabolic process.
AUGGUCGCAUUGCACCCUCUCAUCGACAAUGGCCUCAAGAGAGGCGACCCAAAUUUCUCCGGCGGAACUCUCGAAUGCCAUUGCCUCAACGACCGCGUAGCAGUCCGCAUCUCCGGAAACGUCGCCCACAACCACGCAUGUGGCUGCUCGAAAUGCUGGAAGCCAUCAGGGGCUUUGUUCUCAGUCGUGGGAGUCGUCCCAGUCUCCAACCUGACUGUCACGGCCAACAAGCAGAAGCUCCAUGUAAUCGAUCCUUCGGCAGUCAUCCAACGCAACGCAUGCAAGGAGUGUGGUGUUCAUAUGUACGGAAGAAUCGAGAAAGACCAUCCUUUCAAGGGCCUCGACUUCGUCCAUGCUGAGCUUUCGAGCGAAGAGGGCUGGCAAGAGCCGCAGUUCGCUGCAUUCGUUAGCAGUAUCAUUGAACAAGGCUUCGAUGCCAACAAGAUGGACGAAGUUCGAAGCAAGUUCAAGAGAGUUGGCUUGGAGACGUACGAUUGUCUGAGCCCGACAUUGAUGGAUCUCAUCGCGAGCUACACCUACAAGGCCAAGUGA